Phytophthora nicotianae INRA-310 is the source of this 435-nucleotide messenger RNA. RefSeq lists its product as hypothetical. NCBI's taxonomy places the organism in Eukaryota, Oomycota, Peronosporomycetes, Peronosporales, Peronosporaceae. The transcript has 2 exons. The record is from RefSeq and is a predicted model, not a curated record. Bases 1 to 435 code for a protein of 144 amino acids.
AUGGUCUCUUCCCUGGCUCUGACUGCCUUCGCUGUUGCCUCUGCUUUCACUGCCAGCACUGUGCAGCUGGGCGAUCCGCAACAAAUUGACGCGCGGUUUGCGACGAGAAACGUCGAAGCUGUCUUCGUCGGCAACGAAGAUCUUCAAAAUGGCAGGUUUGGUGCGUACUCGGCCAACCAAAUUGUCGACCGUGUGCGUACGUACCUGUGUAGGCCGUGGACACUUGCAAACGUGUGCAACAACAUCGGAGUCACCAUCUACCCGUUCUUCACUCAGGGCUCACAGCCUUCUAUCGAGAAGCUCCAGGCGCAAUGGGACCAAAUGGUAUCCCAAUUCGGCUCAGGAAAGCUCCACCUCGCCGGGACUGCUUUCCCGUCCGCCGGUGAAUCUUACGCUGGAAAUGUCCCUUCGAUCGGUGCCAUGACACCGUACUGA